This is a messenger RNA of Striga asiatica, 435 nucleotides long. The record is from the annotation of a GenBank genome assembly. NCBI's taxonomy places the organism in Eukaryota, Viridiplantae, Streptophyta, Magnoliopsida, Lamiales, Orobanchaceae.
AUGAGAUUNCCGGCCCUCGCGGCGGAGGCGCGCUCCUGGGCGGAGCAGCGCCGCGGGGACUGCGACUACCGCCGGCACUCGGGCAACCGUUACGGCGAGAACAUCUUCUGGAUGAGAUACAGGGAGUUCGACCCGGCGGACGCCGUCGCGUACUGGUUCGGCGAGUGGAGGCUGUACGACCACGCGAGUAACAAGUGCCGGUGCUGGCCGGAGAGGAACGGGUGCGAGUGCGGCCAUUACCUGGGCGUGAUAUGGAGCACCACCAGGCGGGUCGGGUGUAGCGGGUCGGUUUAUUGCAGGCACCAGCAAGGGGUGUACGUGGUGUGCAACUACGACCCGCCCGGUUUGAUUCCUGGGGUUGACCCGUUCACCGGUUUGAAGUUAAAAUUGAAUGGAUUUGACCCGGUUCAUAAAUCUACGUUGACCCGUUCAUAA